GGACAUCAAAACUUAUCACAAUCUUCUUGUGCUCUAACUGCAAUUUGCUCAAAGCUCUCUAAUUUAUCUAUUUGCUCACAGAUCAUUCUGAAAGCUUUCUUUAUUUUUCUUAUUGCUAGUGUUUUUUCAAUUACUGUUACAAUUAGUUUCAUUUUCCAUUUUUCCCAAGAAAUCAUUUUCCAUCAAAUGGCAGAAACAAAGGAAUGCCACGUUAUCGUCGAAAUCCCAGUAGACGAAGAGCAUCAAAAUAAACUUGUUUGUGCAAUUCAACAUCACCCGUUAACGGAAAUCUCAAAAAGCCCAGGUCAUCUCUUACUUCUCAAGCUUUGGCAAAGAGAAGAGGAUCUCUCUGGCCGCAGAAUUGCGGCCAAAGAGACCCGAAUGGACAGCAUUCGAAGAGAAAUAUUUCAACUUUGUUGUUUCUUCUUUAUAUUUCAUGCACUUUUCUUUACAAUUUUAUUCACAUCUAUUUCCGAAGACAACCACCAUAAUAAUGUCGCGUGCCACAAAUGGUGGAUCCCAUCAGUGGUAUCAGUUUGCACUUCAUUUUUUAUUGUGUUUUUGGUACAGUUGAAACUUUACAGGUUUUGGAAAGUGUCGAAACAGUUGCAAAGGGAGAGAGGGGAUGGUAGAGCACUGACGAGGUGCAUUCAAGAAUUGAGAAUGAAAGGGGCGAGUUUUGAUCUGUCAAAAGAACCACAGAUUGGGAAUAAAAUGAAGAGCUCUAGUGUGGAGAUCAAAUGGAAGCCUUUAACUUGGUUAUCUCAAUAUGUAGUAACCAUUUGUCUUAUUUGUUUCACAGGAUUGGUGUUCCCAGCUUCUAGGCUCGUCCUCUGCGCUUAAAUCAGCAAUUUGGACUCUAGAAAAGUUGCUCCUUGCUCGGGCAGAAAAAAGAAAUGGGGGAUAGAUAGAUUGAGAAGUCCCAGCAAGGUUUCUGCAAAUGUAAGAUUGAGAAGUCCCAUCUCCUACAUACAGAGUGGACUGGCUGGAAAAAGAAUCCAAAAGCAUCACAUGGCAAGAACUGAUUGGUCUUCACAAUAGAUGGAGAUGGGAAGUUUUAAGGAAGGGCCCUUAAUUGCAUAUUACUACAAGGAAGGGUACUACUAACUAGUAACUAGCUAGCAGUGGUCGAAAGAAGAAAACAUGGGCUGCUGAACCUAUGCUAGUGCUUGGAAUAUCAGGCUCACUGCCUACUGCAGGAGAAUGAAAUGGUGCAUAGAGCAUGAUUGAAUGUUUUUGGUUGAAUUUGACUUCCAUGAUCAUCAUAAUCAAGAUGAAGCCCGACCUCAAAGAGGAUGGCCUGCACAUAUUGUUAGUUAAAGCCACAUUGAGGGAAAUGGGCCAUCUUCAAGAUCACAUUCAGACCUAGAGAAGGGUUUUUUAUAAACUGUAAAGGACUUCUAAGUUAGAUCCUAACUAUAUAACAUUAGCACUCUUUUGUGAGGUAAGGCAUAGUUCCCCCUCUCUAUGUACUUCAUUUCUGCCAUACAUUUAAAAUCCCAACAAUAGUUCUGAUUGCCACGUA
Messenger RNA from Nicotiana tabacum (common tobacco), 1525 nucleotides. RefSeq lists its product as uncharacterized. Lineage: Eukaryota; Viridiplantae; Streptophyta; Magnoliopsida; Solanales; Solanaceae. The record is from RefSeq and is a predicted model, not a curated record.